This is a messenger RNA of Aspergillus fumigatus Af293, 252 nucleotides long. RefSeq lists its product as uncharacterized. Lineage: Eukaryota; Fungi; Ascomycota; Eurotiomycetes; Eurotiales; Aspergillaceae. Bases 1 to 252 code for a protein of 83 amino acids. The record is from RefSeq and is a predicted model, not a curated record. The transcript has a single exon.
AUGAGGUUGUGUGAUCUCAAUCUGGGCAGAUUAGGGAGCUCACUUGGAAGCCAAAGCCAUCGAUGCCGGCCCGACAUCGAAAUCAUCGUCUCUGCCAAGCAUUUAUACAGCAUGCUGACUGGUGCAGAGCAGCAAAUCACCAGAUUGCCAAGAGGAGCUUUCCCCGCUUGUUUCCCCGCUGAGAAGUCUGUGAAGCCUGAGCUGGCUGUAAUAUGGCAGGUCGAGGCCGCGGUCCUCACACUUGCAGGGUAG